AUUGCUCAGAUUGUAAGACGUAAGUAUCAGUCGCUUCUGAGAUCCUACAUCAACAUGAACACCAAGGUCUUCAUCCUCCUCGGUCUGGCAGCUAUUGCCGCUGCAGAUAGCUUCGAGUCCUACGAAUACAGGCCACCACAGAGCCGUUCCUCUGAGGAAUCCUACGAGUCUGGAGAAGCCAGAUACAACUUCCAAUGGGCUGUCGAUCACGAAGACUCCGGUAACAACUACGGACACCAGGAAGCCCGUGACGGUGAAGACACUCAAGGAUCCUACUAUGUACAUCUCCCCGACGGCCGCCUCCAGACCGUGAGAUACGUCGUGGACGGUGACGACGGCUACGUGGCUGAGGUCAACUACGAAGGCGAGGCUCGUUUCCCCGACUCGUACGAGUCUGCUUCCUUCGAGUCCCGCGAAUACAGGCCACGAUAUUUCUAUGACUCCAAUGAGUCUAAGUAAAGAUCCAACUUAAUCGAACCUCAGGACAUGAAGACUUUUCAGACAUUCUAUUUAUAUAUUUAUGUAUAAAUUUAAUAAAUUUGUAAUAUGAAA
Molecule: messenger RNA, 552 nt
Organism: Penaeus chinensis
Lineage: Eukaryota; Metazoa; Arthropoda; Malacostraca; Decapoda; Penaeidae
Product: pro-resilin-like
Exons: 3
Coding region: 55-459 (134 amino acids)
Cellular component (GO): extracellular matrix
Source: RefSeq, a predicted model, not a curated record